Eurytemora carolleeae is the source of this 612-nucleotide messenger RNA. Its product is annotated as RNA demethylase ALKBH5-like. Gene Ontology annotation, molecular function: oxidative RNA demethylase activity. The coding region runs from base 16 to 612 and encodes 198 amino acids. The transcript is spliced from 9 exons. Gene Ontology annotation, biological process: mRNA export from nucleus; mRNA processing. NCBI's taxonomy places the organism in Eukaryota, Metazoa, Arthropoda, Copepoda, Calanoida, Temoridae. Gene Ontology annotation, cellular component: nucleus. The record is from RefSeq and is a predicted model, not a curated record.
UUCCAGAAGAGAUAAAUGUUUGGAAAGUUUAGAAGUGGGGGAGGUGACGAUUACGGGAAAAAUCGAGGAGGGGGUAGAGGAGAUUACGAGUAUGGAUAUAAGAGAAACGGAGGAGAAAGAGAAGAGGAGGAUAUGAAACCUCAGAUAGAUUGGGAUACAGUCAAGAGCAUAAAGAACAGUGUAGAGACUAAGACACUUUUUACUCCUGAACUAUGCUCCGAGAUUGAAAAGAAAAUAGAUGAAGUUGUUGCGGAUGGUGAGAAGGGAAUAUACAAGGAUUGUACAGUAGACAGAGCUCCACUCAGGAAUAAAUAUUUUUUUGGUGAGGGAUAUACUUACGGAGCACAGCUACAAAAUAGAAAUACUGAAGGUGAUCAAGACAAGGCCAAAGGACCAGGUAAUGAGAGACUGUACCCUGCUGGUGAGGUUGACCCUAUACCGGACUGGGUUCAGGAGAUGGUUAUUAAACCUAUAGAAGACGCAGGAAUUGUAGAAAAGAACUGGAUUAACUCUGCUGUAUUGAAUGAUUAUAAACCCGGUGGAUGUAUAGUUUCUCACAUUGAUCCACCACAACUAUUCCACAGGUGCCAGUAUGGAGAGGAUGUGUUUUAA